AUGUCGACGGACUCCAGUUGCGGCAGCUCCGACACUGGAGCCUUGGUGCGUCCUAUACUUGUAAGCGAUGAGUCCCGGAGCCUGCUUCGAGAAGCUGUAGACAGCUCUUGCCUGGAGCUUGAACGUCGGCACGGCUAUGUGCGACCACGUCGGUUUUUGCCUGGUGGACAGAAGUGUAUUCUCAAAGACUUGGGUGAAUGUGGCGAUCGAAAGUGUGGAAACUAUCGCUUGGGCAAAUAUGCAGCCGUUCGACCCGACUUCUUGAAGUUCUGCGUAGACCAUAUCAAAGCUUUUUGCUCAAAAGCUGGUCUGGUUUAUUGCUCGCUGGGAAGUGGGCAGCUCCUAUUUGAUUGGGAACUGCUUGAGCACCUUACCCAGAAGGAGGGCAUGCACGUGCGUGCCAUCCACUUGAUUGACAUCGCCUAUGGUGGUGCAAAGCAUCGCGCAAGCGCCGUGCGGGCACAGCGAGUCUUUGCAGGAUGGUUCCAGGAGAGGGCCUGGGAGAAGGGGGAGAAGGGGCAGAAGGGCCGGGGAUGUGGGGAGGCGUGUCCUGUUCGCAGUUUUCUGUCAGCCAGCGACUUCCAAAGUUGGGUAGCUCGAACUGGUGAGUCUGUGGAUGUCCUCCUUGAUUGCGAUGCCGUCAGUGCAAGAAAGAAAAUGGACGUGGACAAGUUUCGUCUUUCAGUUCUGCGGGCGGGCGGUGUGUGCCUGGUGCUGUCGAACCCUGCGAAGCGUAUUGCAAUUCACAAGCCCCCUGGCAAUGGUACAGCGGAUACAGUGGGGCUGCGUGAGUUGGUGCAACAAGUGUAUCGGCGUGGAGCUUGGCACUCGCGAGCUUCUCAGAAGGCAGAAACGACGCUGCAGCUCCACAGAGGAAGAGGAAAGCCAACUCCCGAGGAGACGGAAGCAACGCAGAAGAAGGAUGUUCACGGCUAUGAAAGGCUGGAGCAAAGUGCAGUGGAGCUCCCAGCAUGGUACCAAUGCAAGGCGGCUGCAAAGAUGCCCGCUCGUCCGAGCCAGCUGCCACCCUUGCCGCCCAGCGAAACAUUUGAUGAGGAUGAUGAUGAUGACUGA
Molecule: messenger RNA, 1074 nt
Organism: Symbiodinium natans
Lineage: Eukaryota; Dinophyceae; Suessiales; Symbiodiniaceae
Source: the annotation of a GenBank genome assembly